Molecule: messenger RNA, 1554 nt
Organism: Wasmannia auropunctata (little fire ant)
Lineage: Eukaryota; Metazoa; Arthropoda; Insecta; Hymenoptera; Formicidae
Product: guanine nucleotide-binding protein subunit beta-like protein 1
Exons: 4
Coding region: 523-1485 (320 amino acids)
Molecular function (GO): protein binding
Source: RefSeq, a predicted model, not a curated record
GUUCGACAGUACUUGGCGACGCCAGGGGCAAGCGGUUUCGUCUAAUAAAACAUUCUUGCGGUUGUCACAGAGCCACUUUUGCUCGGGGAAGAUGUUUUCGAUGCGGGGCGCAUAUAGGUUGUACUUUUUUUUAUCAGAUCCGGCCGCCAGUUUCAAGUGGCGACUCUACAGCGCCCUGUGACAGGAGUACCGUGUGAAAAGUUUCAAUUGGACGAACAAUUAAUUCGCUGAAUCGCGGUGGGACGAAACAAAAGGGUAACGUGAAAAAAGAGCCGAUUUGACUUCACACUAAUCACACUUCCCGACUUCCCGUGCGAUGAUUCAAAGGUGGAUUGAGAAACUUUGGUAUCGGAGCACAAUGAUGGGAUAACCUAUUGUAGAUUAUAACCUAUUAUACAUUGUUAUCAAGUCCAUCUGGUGGAGCGACAUCAAAAUCCCGGCACAUUGUUGUCAAUUAUUUUGUUGACAGUCUCACUCGGAUUCUGUAUGUAAUCUUUUAAUGAAAGAAACGAGACUGCAACGAUGUCGAGACCUCCGGACCCGAAAUUUCUGUUGCGCGGCGACAUGGAUGAAAACGUGCACAGUUUGUUGUUCUCGAUCAAUUCUGACGUCGAGCAUCUCUAUGCCGGCGAUGGAAACGGCACAGUUCACAUUUGGGAUUUAAAGACGAACAGGAUAAAAUAUCAGUUAUCGGACGGAUCUAGUCCGUGUUUUAAUUUACACACAACUGACGAGACCGACUUGGUAGUGCAGCGAAGGCACGGAGUGAUUGACGUGUACAAAAUGAAUGAAUCGAACUGGGUACUAGAUAGAAGCACCAAUUAUGAAUACUGCAGUUUUUGCAGAUCUCAAUUAUUGCCCGAGAAGGACGCCCUACUGAUUCCACUUGAUUGCUCCGUGGUUGGGACAUUAUCACUGAAAACAUUCGAAGUGGUAUCGACGUUAGAUCCAUCCAAAUUGCCCUAUAGCAAUAAAUUGGGUAUGGUAAUGGCGAUGAAGCCGUUGGCGGACGUGAACGGCUUGACUCUGGUUGCUUACGAGGGUGGGCAAUUAUUGUUGUGGGACGCGAGAAAGAACGAUGUCCUCAGCUCCCUACCUGUGGAACAUUAUCCAAUGGCUUUCGAUUUUGACGCUUCCCUGAUGCGAGGCGUUCUUGGUAGCGCGUCGGAGAAAUUGGAGAUUUUCGAAAUGUCGCACAAUCAUACUUUGUCCCACAAAUCUACGAAGCUCUUGGAGCACGUGUCUGGCAUAUCCGUUCUGUCUGUUAGACCGGAUAAGAAGAUUGUCACAGCCGGCUGUUGGGACGGACGUAUGAUGUUGUUCUCUUGGAAGAAGCUACGGCCACUCGCGAUAUUGAAAGAACACGGAGCAAGUGUAUACGACAUUGUUUAUUCGCAGUGUAAAGUCGAGGCUUACGAUGCCAAGUGUUUAAUGGCAGCGGCUGGCAAAGACGGAUUUAUAUCUAUGUGGGAUAUAUACAAUUAGGAAAAUCACAAAUGUGUUCGUGUACAUUUUGUAAAUAUACCAAGAGAAAUAUAUAUAUAAGUAUUUGUA